CGAGGGCGUAAAGUCAACUUCGGGAAACUUUUGAAUUGAACCCAGCCUUAACCUUAAAUUCAUUUCUAUCUGUCAAAAAAUGAGUGUUCUUAUUUAUGUAAUAAGUACUCUAAUAAUUAAAGAAUAAAGAAAAAUUUUGUUGUUAAUUAUUGUUUAUCUAUAAUAUUUAUAAGAGCCUUUUUUUCAAUUGAUUAAUUUUGUUCGAAUCUUGUUAUAAUAUCAUCAUUAAAAAAUGGGACCUCCUCCAGUAGUAACAGGUAUUUCACCAAAAGAAGGACCUCCAGGUACUAGAGUAACUUUAAGAGGUGAAUUUUUAGGUAUUCGAGCUCAAGAUCUAAUCGGAUUAACUAUUUGUGAGUGUGAUUGUUUAUUAUCUGCUGAAUGGAAAUCUCCCAACAAAAUAAUUGCAAGAUCAGGUCCCUGUAAAGGAAGAGGAGAUAUUAUAGUCACUACAAGAAGUGGUGGUCAAGGAACUUCAACCGUUCAAUUUCGUGGAUAUUAUGAAACAAUAGGACCAAUGAAAGAAUCAGCAGUGUGGGUUGAAGAAGCACCAGUACAAAACUUUGUUUGGGGACGUCGAGCUCUCUCCCCAACAAACUAUCAACAAGAAGAUCCUUUAGGCCUGAGUGUAGAAGGAAAUGAUAGUAAAAAAUUUCCAGAAGAUGAACUCUGUGAAUUAUUUGGCGAAAGUAAUGGAGAACUCACGAGUGAAAAAUUUCAUCCCGGCUGGUUUUUACUGCAACAUCAUCAUGCAACAACCUUUAAUGACUUAAGAGCUGGUUUAAAACAUAUAGAACGUAAAGUUGAUUCCCAGAAAGAAGGACAACUAUCUUUUUUAAAAGCUAAUGUAGGUGCAGUAAUGGAACAGUUAGACACAAUUGUCUUUUUAAAAGAACAGUAUGAACAAGAUGUUAAAAAAUUUGGUGAAAACCCGACUGCCAAAUUAGAAGAAGCAAUUAAAACAUCAAUGGCUGAAGCUAAUAAACUUUUUGAUGAUGUAUUGGCUAGAAGAGAUAGAGCAGAUGCAACAAGAAGUGCUCUUUCUUUGAUGCAACGAUACAAAUUUUUAUUUUGUAUGCCUGUCAAUAUAGAGAAAAAUAUAAAACGUGGAAAUUAUGAUCUGAUAAUAAAUGAUUAUGCUCGAGUGAAGAAUCUUUUUGGUAAUACAGAAAUAGCAAUAUUUAAAAAAGUAUUAGAAGAAAUUGAACGAAAAAUAGAAUUGUUAAGAGAUAUUUUAAGAAAAAAAUUAGAAGAGACGCCAUUUGCCAUAGAAGCACAGAAAAAAAUAAUAAGAAAUUUAGUAAAUCUUGACGCUGAAGGUGAUCCAGCUUGGGAUGCAAUUGUGGCUCAUGGAUCUUAUUUAGAUAAAAAUAUAUCAAGCUGUCUUCAGGACUAUUUUGGAUCUGAUGGUGCUACAGAUGAUUUAAAUAAAGGAUAUAAGUCCAAUAAUAAUACUCCAAUAUCCGCAGAACGGCAUAAAUUUUAUAAAUCUGAUGCUAAUUGCAAUGUACCAUCACGAGUUCUUUGUAUAGAAGCUAUUUGUGAUGUUGUUGCUGAACAACUUCCUGACUUAUGGAGACUCGGUCAAAGUUACUUUACUGGUCAAUUACAUGUAGCAGUAGAUGCUGAAAAACAAGUAUCAUUUAAAAAUUUAGUAUUAUCAUGUAUCCAAAAUGCUAGUGAUGCUAUGAGAGAAUCCUGUGGCUCUCAUUUAACACCAGCUUGGUUACUUCAUAGUCUUCGAUGUAUUCGACAAAUGUAUGCAGCUCUUAUUCAUUUAGAUUUACCAAGUGAUGCUCUAGAUAUUUUUGGAAAAUUUUUAUUUGACUUACGGCUACAAUGUUUGUUAACUCUAUUUAAACAAACUGCUGAAAAUAUUAGUGGAUUACAAAAAAAUGAAACCUGGCAAUUAGAAUACCUUCCUAAUGAAGAUGGAGGCAUUACCAAGCUUCCUGGUAUGUUUGAGAAAAUAGUAAUGGAAGUUUCAGAAUUAGCCAAAGAAACUGCAAUAGCCUGUGGUCCAAGAGAAGCUCCUCUUUUAGAAAGUCCUACUCAACAAGUUUUGUAUCAUAAUGCCGUAAAGGCAUUAUUUCUAGCUUUUACAAGAUGUUUAAAACAAUUGGCUUUCAGUGGUAGUGAAGAAGCUGCAGAUGAAGAUGAUCCUUCAGUUUCACAACUAGUGGGGUCUCCAGCAUGUUAUAAAAGUCGAGACAAUAAACAUAGAGGUUUAACUGCUCCAACAUGGGAAAAAUGUUUAUUGAUAUCACUCAGUAAUAUUCGUUAUACUUUAAACAUUGUUUUACCAAGAGUAAAAACUAAUUUGAAAGCUCAAGGAUACCCAGAUUUGUCACAAGCUGAAGGAUGGACAAAUGAUUGGACUCAGUUAGAAUCUUUAGAUACAGCAGUUCUUGAUGCUUAUCUUGAGAGGCGAUGUGAUCCUCUUGUAGGAACAAUCGAACCAAGUAUGUAUUUAGGAAGCCUAGAAUGGGAUUCAGAAAUUGAACCAUCACACAUUCGACCAUACGCUCAAGAAGCUUUAGCGAAUCUCAUCGCAGUUCAUGCAGAAGUCACCAGAGUUUCUCCUGGAUUACUAAAACGAGUGUUAUCACAUAUUGUAGAAACUAUUGCUGAAGAAUUGGCACGGUUAAUGUCGUGCGUUAGAAAAUUCGGACCAUCUGGAAUUAUUCAAGCACGUGCAGACAUAAUCUUAUUGAGAGACGCCUUAGCUGUUUACAGCACGCCUCGAGCAAAAAACUUCUUCGAGGAAGCUUUAGAUGCGAUUCCUUUACCACGUCAUGGUGAGUCUGACGCUUUAAAAAUUCAAGCUCUUCUAACAAAAGUUACAUCAACAAUGCAAUUACAAAUUCGUUGUCUUUCUGAAAGGCCAGUUUCCACAACAAUCGUGCCACAAGGUGAGCUUGAUCAAACUACAGUUGUUUAACAGAGAAAUAACAUAAAUUGUAUAUCAUUAAAAAAAUCUUUCAGUGUAAAUAUUAAAAUUGAUAAAUAUGAAUUAUUAUCCUAUUUUAAAAA
Molecule: messenger RNA, 3033 nt
Organism: Chelonus insularis
Lineage: Eukaryota; Metazoa; Arthropoda; Insecta; Hymenoptera; Braconidae
Gene: Sec5
Product: secretory 5
Exons: 3
Coding region: 233-2941 (902 amino acids)
Biological process (GO): exocytosis; Golgi to plasma membrane transport
Cellular component (GO): exocyst
Source: RefSeq, a predicted model, not a curated record